Messenger RNA from Acanthopagrus latus (yellowfin seabream), 1165 nucleotides. It is a transcript of the gene cdk2ap2, whose product is annotated as cyclin-dependent kinase 2 associated protein 2. Gene Ontology annotation, cellular component: microtubule; nucleus; cytoplasm. Lineage: Eukaryota; Metazoa; Chordata; Actinopteri; Spariformes; Sparidae. The coding region runs from base 242 to 577 and encodes 111 amino acids. Gene Ontology annotation, biological process: negative regulation of G1/S transition of mitotic cell cycle; regulation of microtubule cytoskeleton organization. The transcript has 5 exons. The record is from RefSeq and is a predicted model, not a curated record.
UUCUCUAUCGUCCAAUCAUAUGGCUUUAAAAGUGAAAAAACACCGUAGUACAUUACGCGUCUCUACUGCGCAGACUCACGCACAGCUGAAGAUCAGCCAGGUCUCGUUUCCCACAGAGGAUUUUAAGUCUCCUUACAAAGCUCCUAGGAGCUCAUAACCACCAGUAAAGCUGUAUAAGCACCGGGUUGACGGGACCGAAGGAAGUGGCGCGUCGUACGGGGAGCUGCCUGCUGAAAUCGCCAUGAGCUACAAACCCAUCGCUCCUGCGCCAUCUGGCUCCAACCACACGCCUCCAGGCUCGUCUGUGCCCUCCCCAUCUCUCCCCUCAUCAUCCAACUUUAGGCCGGCUUUUAGUGACUUUGGUCCACCCUCCAUGGGCUUUGUUCAGCCUGUCAAAGUGUCUCAAGGGUCCACCUACAGUGAGCUUCUCUCUGUCAUUGAAGAAAUGAGCCGUGAGAUCAGGCCUACAUACGCUGGCAGCAAGAGCGCUAUGGAGAGGCUAAAGAGAGGUAUAAUCCACGCCCGUGCACUGGUCAGGGAGUGUCUUGCAGAGACGGAGCGAAGUGCCCGCACAUAACCUUUUGGAAAGAUCCCUUCACCCCUCACUCUUUCCCUGUAGGAGCCUAUCCGCUUCAAGAUCGUCUGUUUUACAACCUUUUUUUUUUUUUUUAAUCCUCUCAUCGUUUCCCCGCCAGCUUUUUCUAGGUGCAUUAUGCCCCUCUUGUCUCCACUGUCCCCUGCAUUCCACCGCACCCAUUUUUGUUCAUUACAAACUUCCUGUGACCUAUGGGGUGUAUGCAAAAUGCAGUUUUGUAUCUAUUUUAAAUAAGAGUCUGGAGAAUUUCAACACAUUUUUGAGUACAGACCUUUGUUCAAUGACAGCAAAUGACCAAGAAAGUUUAGUGAUGAAAUCAAGUUUCUAUUCUAAACACUCUGAAACCACUUAAUAUUUUUUGCUUAUCAGAGCAUCUUGACUAUACCCCAUUUCCUUUCACCCUUGCUAUGUUUUCAUCAUAUUUUGUAGUGUAAACACACAUUAGAUGUUUCUUAAUCCCAACAACUCUGUACAUCUCAAGUCAAUUUGUUAGUAUGGAAAUUUUGUAAACCAGAUUUUUGCAGUUCGGUAUGUAUAUCUUAAUUAAAUAACAGGAAAAAAACCCUUUCA